Daldinia childiae is the source of this 3153-nucleotide messenger RNA. RefSeq names its product Endocytosis protein end4. The record is from RefSeq and is a predicted model, not a curated record. NCBI's taxonomy places the organism in Eukaryota, Fungi, Ascomycota, Sordariomycetes, Xylariales, Hypoxylaceae. Gene Ontology annotation, molecular function: actin filament binding; clathrin-cargo adaptor activity; phosphatidylinositol-3,4-bisphosphate binding. Gene Ontology annotation, cellular component: clathrin-coated vesicle; actin cortical patch. Gene Ontology annotation, biological process: endocytosis; actin filament organization; clathrin coat assembly. The transcript has 5 exons. Bases 1 to 3153 code for a protein of 1050 amino acids.
AUGGCUACAAUCCGUAGUCUUGAUCAUUCAAAAUCCGAAGCGGAACUCGCUAUCAACAUUAGAAAAGCUACAAGCCCGGAAGAGACAGCGCCGAAACGAAAGCAUGUACGAAGCGCCAUCGUCUAUACAUGGGACCACAAGUCCUCCCAGUCCUUCUGGGCUGGUAUGAAAGUGCAGCCUAUUCUUGCCGACGAAGUGCAAACGUUCAAGGCCCUAAUCACUAUCCAUAGAGUCUUGCAGGAAGGACACCCUCAAACGUUGAGGGAGGCUAUGGCAAAUCGACCUUGGAUUGAUAGUCUUAAUAGAGGUCUAGCCGGCGAGGGCGUUCGAGGAUAUGGACCCCUAAUUCGAGAAUACGUCUACUUCCUCCUAGCGAAACUAUCAUUCCACCAACAACACCCCGAGUUCAACGGCACGUUCGAAUAUGAGGAAUAUGUCAGCUUGAAGGCGAUUAAUGAUCCCAAUGAAGGCUACGAGACUAUUACCGACCUUAUGUCGCUCCAGGACAAGAUUGAGCAGUUUCAGAAGCUGAUCUUCUCACAUUUCCGAAAUGUUGGCAACAAUGAGUGUAGAAUUUCCGCCAUUGUCCCUCUGGUACAAGAAAGUUAUGGGAUUUACAAAUUCAUCACAAGCAUGCUAAGAGCUAUGCAUUCAACAACGGGUGAUAACGACGCAUUGGAACCCCUGAGGCAGCGUUACGAUGCGCAACACUACCGAUUAGUCAAGUUCUAUUACGAAUGCUCGAACUUGCGUUACUUGACCAGUUUAAUUACGAUCCCGAAACUACCGCAAGACCCACCCAAUUUAUUAGCAGAAGACGAAAAUGCCCCUGCAUUACCAGCCCGCCCAAAGCAAGAGAUCGAGCGUCAACCGACCCCUGUACGCCAGCCGAAGUCCGAGGAACCCGACGAGAUUGCCGAGUUCUGGCAGGGUGAGAUUGAUCGGCAAAACAAGGAGUACGAGGAACAGCAAAGGGUAUUACAAGAGCGUCAAGCAGCAGCUCUUCGUGCUCAGCAAGAUGCGCAAAUGCAGGCUCAGCGAGACUUCGAGGAGCAGCAAAGACUUCUAGCAGAGCAACAACGUAGGGAACAAGAAGCACUAAUAGCUCAACAAGCCCAAUGGCAGACACAAGGGAGGCUGGCCGAACUUGAGCAAGAAAACCUAAAUGCGAGGGCGCAAUAUGAGCGUGAUCAGUUAAUGCUGCAACAAUACGACCAACGAGUGAAGGCACUUGAAGGGGAGCUAGCCCAAAUCCAGAACAACUUUGGUCAACAGGUUAACAGCAAGGAUGACCAAAUCCGCGCCCUACAAGAGCAGGUCAACACAUGGCGAACCAAGUACGAGGCCUUAGCGAAGCUGUACUCGCAGCUACGCCAUGAGCAUCUCGAUCUACUUCAGAAAUUCAAGACAGUCCAACUAAAAGCGGCGUCGGCCCAAGAAGCUAUCGAGAGGCGCGAGAAGCUAGAGCGUGAAAUCAAGACGAAGAACCUAGAAUUGGCAGAUAUGAUUCGGGAGCGAGACCGAGCACUUCAUGACAAAGAUAGGUUGAAUGGUAGCAACAAGGACGAAGUCGAAAAGCUGAAGCGAGAACUUCGUAUGGCAAAUGACAGGGCUGACAACCUCGAGCGAAGCAAAGGCAACGAGCUGUCUACUAUGCUCUCUAAAUACAAUAGAGAGAUGGCAGACUUGGAAGAAGCUCUACGAACCAAGUCGCGUGCCCUAGAAGAAGCACAGGCUAAGCUACAAGACGGUAGCUCAGACCUCGAGCAAUUGCUCCGCGAAAAGGAGGAAGAGCUUGAGGUCUACAAGGCUGGCAUGGACCAGACUCUUAUUGAGUUGAAUGAGCUUAAGCUCCACCAGGGCGACACAGACAAUGCCCUCGACGGCCAGAUCGAUGCUCUAAUAUUGGCGAACCUUGACAAGAUCAACGACAUUAUCGACUCGGUACUACAAGCAGGUGUAGUCCGAGUAGAUGACGCGCUCUACGAACUAGACUCAACAAUGCAGGCUGGUAACCAAAACGCUUCGCCAACAUAUGUGCUAUCCCAGGUCGAAAAGGCUGUAGCGAGCGCUUCAGAAUUUGCUACCACUUUUAGCAACUUCAUCGCCGACGGUCCUAAUGCUACUCAUGCGGAAUUAAUCAAGGCGACCAACGUCUUUGCAGGGGCUAUAGCAGAUGUAUGUAGCAAUACAAAGGGUCUGAACCGUCUUGCUUCCGACGAAAAGAAGUCUGAUCAGCUUCUCAAUGGCGCUCGUGCUGCCGCCCAGUCUACUGUCAAACAUUUCCGUAGCCUUCAAAGCUUCAGGCUAGAAGGCAUGGAUCCUCUACAAAAGACUGACGUUCUUGUGAAUGGUAGCAGCGAUGUUCGUCUGAAUCUACAGAGGUUGACUACCCUAGUUGAGACCUUUGCUCCUUCCGGUCGACUAGCAAACAACAAGGGCGAUCUAGGCGACCUUGUCGACUCAGAACUAAGCAAGGCGGCCGAUGCCAUUGCUGCAGCGGCUGCACGCCUUGCUAAACUCAAGAAUAAACCCCGAGACGGAUACUCGACCUACGAACUCAAGGUUCACGACUCGAUACUCGAUGCUGCGACGGCGGUCACCAAUGCUAUUGCUCAGCUAAUCAAGGCUGCUACCGUUACACAGCAAGAGAUCGUCCAAGCAGGUCGGGGAAGUUCCUCGAGAACAGCGUUCUACAAGAAGAACAACCGAUGGACGGAGGGUCUCAUUUCAGCCGCGAAGGCUGUGGCUACGUCGACUAAUACGCUCAUUGAGACAGCAGAUGGUGUGCUAUCUGGUCGCAACAGUCCCGAGCAGCUUAUCGUUGCUUCGAACGAUGUGGCCGCCUCGACAGCUCAGCUUGUGGCCGCCAGUCGUGUCAAGGCUGGCUUCAUGAGCAAGAGCCAGGAGAGCCUCGAGCAGGCCAGCAAGGCGGUAGGCGCGGCUUGCAGAGCACUUGUGCGACAAGUACAGGCCAUGAUCAAGGACCGAAACCAAGAGGACGAGGGAGUCGAUUAUGCCAAGCUCAACCCGCACGAGUUCAAGGUUCGGGAGAUGGAGCAGCAGGUCGAGAUUCUACAGCUCGAGAACGCGUUGGCUUCCGCGCGACACCGGUUAGGCGAGAUGCGCAAGAUCUCAUACCAAGAGGAUUAA